This is a messenger RNA of Prionailurus viverrinus (fishing cat), 441 nucleotides long. Its product is annotated as non-histone chromosomal protein HMG-17-like. Gene Ontology annotation, molecular function: nucleosomal DNA binding. The record is from RefSeq and is a predicted model, not a curated record. NCBI's taxonomy places the organism in Eukaryota, Metazoa, Chordata, Mammalia, Carnivora, Felidae. Gene Ontology annotation, biological process: chromatin organization. The transcript is spliced from 2 exons. Gene Ontology annotation, cellular component: chromatin; nucleus. Bases 1 to 441 code for a protein of 146 amino acids.
AUGCACAUGGCCUCCACAAGCUGGAAAGGCAAGGAAACAGCAUCUCCCCCCAGGGUCCCCAAAACGAAAGCAGAGGUCAGCCCACACUUGGAUUUUAGUCCACUGACUGUGAGUCUCCAGAACAGUAAGCCGGCAUCCCUGUGUCCAACGACUCCAUGCUGUGUCCCUCCAUCACCACCAUGCCCAAAAAAGGCUGAAAGUGAUGCUACAGGUGAUAAAGCCAGGGUGAAGGAUGAGCCACAGAGAAGUUCUGCAAGUUUAUCUGCUAAAACCCACUCUCCAGAGCCAGAGCCCAAGCCUAAGAAGGCCCCUACAAAGAAGGGAGAGAAGGUACCAAAAGGGAAAAGGGGAUGCUGCAAGGGUGGGAAUAACCCUGCAGAAAACAGAGAUGCCCAAACAGACCAGGCACCGAAAGCUGAAGGUGCUGGAGAUGCCAACUGA